Molecule: messenger RNA, 516 nt
Organism: Durio zibethinus
Lineage: Eukaryota; Viridiplantae; Streptophyta; Magnoliopsida; Malvales; Malvaceae
Biological process (GO): endoplasmic reticulum unfolded protein response
Cellular component (GO): endoplasmic reticulum
Source: RefSeq, a predicted model, not a curated record
AAAUAGCGAAGUAACGGUCCCAGGCCUCGUUGUAACCACGUACAAAGAGAAAACCAGGGACAACCAGCCCCAUGUUUUCCUUAGAAAACGACUGCUGUCACCUGUCAGCCCCCUCUCCUUCCUCUUUCUUCUCCCUCGCACAAACCUCGCUGCUGCUUCAGCGAACGCAAACACCAUUUUGAAAAAAAUGACUACCUCAAAACGCAUUGCGGAAAGGAAGGUUGCAAAGUUUCAGAGAAACAUCACAAAGAAGGGAUCCGUGGAAAGCUCAACAAAGAAAGGAUACGGGUACCCUGUUGGCCCAAUUCUUCUGGGCUUCUUUGUCUUUGUGGUUGUUGGAUCAUCUCUUUUUCAGAUAAUUAGGACAGCGACUAGCAAAGGCAUGGCUUGAGGAGCUGGGAAAGAAUAAGACGGAGGUCCGUAAAUCAUGUAAUGACUUGUCUUAAUUGGCAAAAUACCAUUGUUGUACAACUGAUGUUAUACAUCUUGUUUGAUUUAAUAAAUUCUGGCCUCCAC